Molecule: messenger RNA, 756 nt
Organism: Phanerochaete carnosa HHB-10118-sp
Lineage: Eukaryota; Fungi; Basidiomycota; Agaricomycetes; Polyporales; Phanerochaetaceae
Exons: 10
Biological process (GO): defense response
Cellular component (GO): extracellular region
Source: RefSeq, a predicted model, not a curated record
GCUAGCGGGCGUACCUUUACCGUUUCAAACAAUUGCCCGUUCACGAUCUGUAUCCAGAUAUUCACUGACCUUAGUGCCAGCAGCACAGGCGUCACACCGGAUUAUGUUACGGGAUGGGAGGCGGCUCCGGGCACAUUCGUUAGCUUCUACGUCCCAGACAACUGGCAAGCUGGACAUAUUUGGGCUCGCCGCGACUGCGAUUUCAAUGAUCCCAAUCCUGCAACCCAGUGCGCUGAUGGGGGAUGUAAUGGAGGUCUCGAGUGCGACCCACAUACGGGGACCGCCAUUCCACCUGUGACUGUGGCCGAUUUCACGCUUCAUGGCGAAGAUCUCGUCGACUAUGUCGAUGUUUCCCUCGUCAACGGGUUCAACUUGCCUAUGCGCGUUGGUAACGAUCAAGGAUGCGGAAUCCCUAGCUGCCCGGUUGAUCUUAACCCCGACUGUAAGCUCUUUGCCUGUCCUGCUCCGUUGCAGGGCCCGUACAACUCAACCGGACUCCCAGUCGGCUGCAAGAACGCCUGUGAGGCCAACAUUGACGGCGAUCCUGCGAACUCGCCGAACUGCUGCACUGGCCAGUAUAGCACUGCGGCGACAUGUCCGGCGUCCGGUGUUGCAUAUUAUUCGUACUUUAAGGGCAAUUGCCCUGAUGCGUAUGUCUUUCCCUACGACGAAAGCAGCGGAACCGCUGUGUGGGUUUGCACUCCGUCCAUCGCCGCUAACUACCAGGUUGCAUUCUGCCCCUCCGCCGAUCAGUAA